Caenorhabditis angaria is the source of this 2157-nucleotide messenger RNA. Lineage: Eukaryota; Metazoa; Nematoda; Chromadorea; Rhabditida; Rhabditidae. The record is from the annotation of a GenBank genome assembly.
AUGAGAUUGAUAUUUCUAUUUCUAUUUCUAUUUUCAAUCAGCCUGGCUAAUGCCAAUGUAGUGAAACGGGCCGCUCCAGAUGGAAAACCUCCAGGCAAACCAUUGGAAACCGGAAAACCUCCAGGCAAUCCAUUGGAAACCGAAAAACCUGCAGGCAAACCAUUGGAAACCGGAAAACCUGCAGGCAAUCCAUUGGAAACCGGAAAACCUCCAGGCAAUCCAUUGGAAACCGAAAAACCUGCAGGCAAACCAUUGGAAACCGGAAAACCUGCAGGCAAUCCAUUGGAAACCGGAAAACCUCCAGGCAAUCCAUUGGAAACCGGAAAACCUCCAGGCAAACCAUCGGAAACCGGAAAACCUCCAGGCAAACCAUCGGAAACCGGAAAACCUCCAGGAAAACCAUCGGAAACCGGAAAACCACCAGGCCAUCCAUCGGAAACCGGAAAACCACCAGGCCAUCCAUCGGAAACCGGAAAACCUCCAGGAAAACCAUCGGAAACCGGAAAACCACCAGGCCAUCCAUCGGAAACCGGAAAACCACCAGGCCAUCCAUCGGAAACCGGAAAACCACCAGGCCAUCCAUCGGAAACCGGAAAACCACCAGGCCAUCCAUCGGAAACCGGAAAACCUCCAGGAAAACCAUCGGAAACCGGGAAACCACCAGGCCAUCCAUCAGAAACCGGAAAACCACCAGGCCAUCCAUCGGAAACCGGAAAACCACCAGGCCAUCCAUCGGAAACCGGAAAACCUCCAGGCAAACCAUUGGAAACCGGAAAACCUCCAGGCAAACCAUCGGAAACCGGAAAACCUCCAGGCUGGCCAAACAAUGGAAAUGAUCAAAAUCACGGGAACGGACAGAAUCACGGAGAUUGGCCAAACAACGGAAAUGGACAAAAUCACGGAGGGUGGCCAAACAACGGAAAUGAUCAAAAUCACGGGAACGGACAAAACCACGGAGGGUGGCCGAACCACGGAAAUGGACAAAAUCACGGGAACGGACAGAAUCACGGACAGUGGCCGAACAACGGGAAUGGUCAAAAUCACGGAAAUGGUGAAAAUCACGGAGGGUGGCCGAACAACGGAAAUGGACAAAAUCACGGAAAUGGUGAAAAUCACGGAGGGUGGCCGAACAACGGAAAUGGACAAAACCACGGGAACGGACAAAACCACGGAGGGUGGCCGAACAACGGAAAUGGACAAAAUCACGGAAAUGAUCAAAAUCACGGGAACGGACAGAACCACGGAGGGUGGCAGAACAACGGAAAUGGACAAAAUCACGGAAAUGGGGAAAAUCACGGAGGGUGGCCGAACAACGGAAAUGGACAAAAUCACGGAAAUGGACAAAAUCACGGAGAUUGGCCAAACAACGGAAAUGGACAAAAUCACGGAGGGUGGCCAAACAACGGAAAUGAUCAAAAUCACGGGAAUGGUCAAAAUCACGGGAACGGACAGAAUCACGGACAGUGGCCGAAUAACGGAAAUGGUCAAAAUCAUGGACAAAAUCACGGACAAUGGCCGAAUAACGGAAAUGGACAAAAUCACGGACAAUGGCCGAACAACGGACCUGAGCAACACAGCGGACCUUUGCAAAACAACUGGCCAGGUCAAAACAACGGACCUUGGCAAAACAACUGGCCAGGCCAAAACAAUGGGCCUUGGCAAAACAACUGGCCAGGUCAAAACAAUGGGCCUUGGCAAAACAACUGGCCAGGUCAAAACAAUGGUCCCUGGCAAAACAACUGGCCAGGUCAAAACAUCGGGCCUUGGCAAAACAACUGGCCAGGUCAAAACAACGGACCGUGGCAACACAGCGGACCUUGGCAAAAUAAUGGACCCUGGCAGCAUCCUGGUAACUGGCCAAAUCCUGGACCAGGAGCAAACAACGGUUCGUGGCCAAAUCACGGUGGUUCAGGAGGGCACAAUGACGAAGAUCACGAACAUAAUCAUGAGAAACCAGAAAAGAAAAAACCAAAGCACAAACCAAGACAUGAUACCAGGUCUUCCGAAGAUGAUUAUUAUGAUGAUUAGUGAGUUUCAAUUUUUAUUAAGUGAAAGGAACUUAACAUAAUUCAUUUUUUCAGUUUCCCAUACUAUCAACCAGUUUUGGUCCCAAUUCAAGUUCAACAACCACAAAGAGCACCGGUUUUCCCGUAUUAA